AUGUUGCCAAUUGCUUUAGUAACUUUAAUUUCGUUUUUAUUAGAAGUAUGUACUACAACACCCGUAUACAAUAUGCAACCAGCUUUCAUAACGAAUACAGUGGGUUCGACAACCGGUAGAAAUAUAAGAAAUUUGCCAUGUAUAUCGAGAAGAAAUAGUAACCAAAGUGGAUAUUGUAUGUUUGCCAUAGACUGUUUAAAAGCGAACGGUACUCAUUUAGGUACAUGUAUAGACGGGUUCUAUUUCGGAUCUUGUUGUCAUAUAGAACCCGUCCACGACGUCGUUAGCAACACUAUAGACACGGACAUAAUCCCGCACAGGGAACCACCCUUUAGAAUAACGAGUACUACUACGAAAACAAUCGAAUCCGUUCCACAACAAACUACAACGAUAAAAAUCGAUGUUGAUUCAACUAGUACUACCAUAAAUACACCAACUAUUGUAGUAACAACACCUAAAACAGCUACUAUCACAACUAGCGCGCCUACAACUACUUCCGAUAAAUUUCAAAUAGUACAAGACAGUAAGACCACCAAAGCACCAUUUAUUACCGAAAGUACUACUGAUACAAGUACUAAAGCUCCUGUUUUGGUAACAAAAACACCAUCGACAAAAAUUCCGCCUACAUCUACUACUAUCAAAUCUUCAAGCACCCCUACGAAACCUUCUACUGUAGUUUCAACGGAAAAGACUGAAAAACCGACUUCCGCUAGACCUUCAAACCCAGAUUCUACUUCGAAACCGACGAAGGUGACUCAAAAACCAACCAAGACUCCAACACGUAUAUCGACUACUACAAAAAAAUCUCCAACAACGACAAAAACAACACCAGCCACUAAGCCAACGAAAUAUGCGAGUUCUUCAAGCAAACCCACUAAAAGGGUUACAACAACGACAGUGAAAAGUACAACGAAAAAAAUAUCAACAACAGCGAAACUUACGAAAAAACCAACGACGACGACGUCUUCUACGACACCAAAAGCUCAAACGACGCUAUCUCAUGUAACUUCAGGUGAUAUUACAGCAGGAAAUGUGGGAAUCGUUAGUGGGAACGUAGCAACAAACGAAAUAGAUGAUACGCAAGAUCAAAAUAAUGUUCAAGGAUCAAGUCCAGCAACAACAAAUAAACCUGGACUAGUGACGUGGACUAUUCCUGAUAUUAAUAAUGUUACUGCUCCUUCGACGUUACCAGAUUUCAAUGUAACUACUGAGGGAUGGGUUCCGAUAGCUACACCAGAUGGUUGGGUAUUACUACCAAGCGUUUCAUCGAAUUAUACGACAUCUUCACCUUUGAACCAAACAUCAACGGAAAGUACUCCAAAACCUAGCAGUUCAACUACGAUGUCUCCAAUCACUUUACCUACACCUUUUGAUAAGCCUACAGUGAGCACAACUAGCAAGGUAUCAUCCACUGUUUCUACUUCAAUAAUCGAUGGGGGUGCGGGGGUUGUUUCAACCAGCGAAACGGCAGUUGAAGGUUCUUCAAUCAUCAAUCAACUUACAACAGAAUCUUUUGAUAAACCUGUGAAUAUGUCGGAUUUCACUGAUGUAUGUGGGAGGCGAAUGUUUCCAGAAGCUAGAAUUGUGGGUGGAGAGAAAUCUUCCUUUGGAAAAUGGCCGUGGCAGAUUUCUUUGCGACAAUGGAGAACAUCUACGUAUCUUCAUAAAUGCGGUGCUGCUUUGUUAAACGAAAAUUGGGCAAUAACUGCUGCGCAUUGUGUAGACAACGUUGCUCCAAGUGAUCUUCUACUGCGUUUGGGCGAGCACGAUCUUUCCACUGAAUCGGAACCGUAUUUACACCAAGAACGCCGAGUUCAGAUAGUCGCUUCUCAUCCCCAAUUCGAUCCGCGUACCUUCGAAUACGAUUUGGCCCUGUUGAGAUUUUACGAACCGAUAAACUUCCAACCGAAUAUCCUUCCGGUUUGUGUCCCACAAACUGAUGAGAAUUUCGUUGGAAAAACGGCGUACGUUACGGGAUGGGGAAGGUUGUAUGAAGAUGGUCCUCUGCCAAGUAUCCUCCAAGAAGUAUCUGUACCUGUUAUAAACAACACGGUAUGCGAAUCCAUGUAUAGAGCCGCCGGUUACAUCGAGCUCAUCCCGCACAUUUUCAUCUGUGCAGGUUGGAAACGAGGCGGCUUCGAUUCCUGCGAAGGGGAUUCCGGGGGACCGAUGGUCAUACAAAGGAAAGACAAUCGAUUCCUACUCGCCGGUGUUAUUUCAUGGGGUAUCGGUUGCGCGGAGCCCAAUCAACCGGGUGUUUAUACCAGGAUAAGCGAAUUUAGGGAUUGGAUUAAUCAAAUAUUGCAAUUUUAA
This is a messenger RNA of Diorhabda sublineata, 2313 nucleotides long. RefSeq names its product serine proteinase stubble (gene Np). Bases 1 to 2313 code for a protein of 770 amino acids. The record is from RefSeq and is a predicted model, not a curated record. NCBI's taxonomy places the organism in Eukaryota, Metazoa, Arthropoda, Insecta, Coleoptera, Chrysomelidae. The transcript has 7 exons. Gene Ontology annotation, molecular function: serine-type endopeptidase activity. Gene Ontology annotation, biological process: proteolysis.